AUGGAUUCAGAUACUGUGCACAGCCCUGUAUUUCUGGUGUUUCCUCCAGAGGUCACUGGUCCAGAAUAUCAGUCAACAGAACUUCUAGCCACAGCCUAUGAUACCCAAAGCAAACUGCAGAAAUUCAUUAUUAAAAAGUUGAAGAUCUUAGGGACUACCCAGAUCCUGUUUGGAAUUAUGAACUUUUCUUUUGGAGUUGUUUUCCUUUUUACCUUGGUAAACCCAUAUCCCAGGUUUCCUUUUAUAUUCAUUUCAGGAUAUCCAUUUUGGGGCUCUGCUUUGUUCAUUAAUUCUGGAGCCUUUCUAAUUGCAUUGGGAAGAAAAAAUACAGACACUCUGAUGAAGAUGAGUCAAGCAAUGAACUUACUUAGUGCCCUGGGAGCAACAGCUGGGAUCAUUCUUCUCAUAUUUGGCUUCCUUCUAGAUGAAGAAUUUAUCUGUGGCUAUUCUCCGGAAGGUAUUCCAUGUGGUGGUAUUACUGUUUUGUUCAUUGGGAUUUUGAUUAUGUUGAUGAUCUUCAGCAUUGCUGAACUAUUCAUUUCUCUGUUUUCCUCAAUUCUGGGGUGUCCCUCGGAAGAAUGUGAGGACUGCUGUUAA
Messenger RNA from Nannospalax galili (Upper Galilee mountains blind mole rat), 597 nucleotides. RefSeq names its product membrane spanning 4-domains A5 (gene Ms4a5). The record is from RefSeq and is a predicted model, not a curated record. Gene Ontology annotation, biological process: cell surface receptor signaling pathway. The transcript is spliced from 5 exons. Lineage: Eukaryota; Metazoa; Chordata; Mammalia; Rodentia; Spalacidae. The coding region runs from base 1 to 597 and encodes 198 amino acids. Gene Ontology annotation, cellular component: plasma membrane.